Messenger RNA from Haemonchus placei, 240 nucleotides. The record is from the annotation of a GenBank genome assembly. Lineage: Eukaryota; Metazoa; Nematoda; Chromadorea; Rhabditida; Trichostrongylidae.
AUGGAGUGUCAACAUAUGCACUUCCAAAAGAAGCAGCUAGCAAAAGGCAUGAAUUAUGUGCUCGAAUUGAUUGCACGCCGAUUUAAUGUGAACCCUAUGAAAUUAUGUGACAUGGAUGGUCGUAAAAUUACGGAGCCGUCUCAGUUGAUGUCGAGAGGUGCUUACGUCCUAGUGGCUGCAGGGCAGUCGUUCCGUGACACUUGGUAUUUCCUGCCUGACAACGCCAUUGAUACCAGGUAA